AUGCCGAGCAUUGCCUCAAUCGUGGCGAGCCUAGGUGGUGCACAUUAUUUUACCACUCUAGAUGCUAGCCGCGGUUACCUGCAAGUGCAGAUGGAGCCAAGGGACGCGGAGAAAACCGCUUUCACCUCACAUAGAGGCUUGUACGAGUUCACUCGCAUGCCCUUUGGCUGCUCGGGCGCUGCAGCGACUUUCCAGAGAUUGAUGGACAGAGUUCUCGGAAGGGCAAAAUGGCAAUACGCCCUAGCCUACCUAGACGAUAUUGUCCUCUUCUCUCGCACCUUUGAGGAACACCUCCGCCACUUGGAGGACAUCCUCGGAAGGCUGCACGCUGCCGGGAUCACUCUGAACCCGAAGAAAGCUCAGAUCGCAGAGACCCGUGUCUCACUGCUGGGCUUUACAAUAGAGCGAGGCCGUGUUUUGCCGAGCGAGGACAAGGUCCGAGCUAUCCACGAGUACCCAACGCCGGCUAACAUACAGGCCCUCAGACGCUUUUUGGGCAUGGUGAAUUACUACCGCCAAUUUGUGCCCAACUGCGCCGCUCUACAGGCUCCCUUGACCUCGUUGUUGAGGAAGUCUACAAGCUGGAGCUGGGGUCCGGAGCAAGAUGAUGCCUUCAGGGCUCUCUCUAAAGCUCUUGUGGACACAGCCGAGCUGAAGCUGCCCGACCUGAACAGGGAGUUCGUAGUCCAAGCUGACGCGAGCGACCUGGGUAUAGGUGCGGUGCUGCUCCAAGAACAUGAGGACGUUCUUCGGCCAGUGGCCUUUGCCAGCCGGUCGUUGACGCCCGCAGAGCGUAACUAUUCCGUGACCGAACGUGAGUGUCUAGCGAUAGUGUUCGCUCUGCGUAAGUUCGAUCACUACGUCGACGGAGUGCCUUUUGUUGUUGAAACGGAUCACAUGGCACUUACCUGGCUGAAGCGCUUGCGCGAGCCCUCAGGCCGCCUCGCGCGCUGGGCAUUGACGUUACAGCGCUACAACUUUGUUGUUCGCUAUCGGAAGGGGAGCACAAACGUUGUGGCCGACGCCUUGUCGCGCGCCCCCGUUUCAGACCCGGACACCUUUGACCGGCACCCCUCCGCGACAACGCUUCUGAACGAAGCCGGAGCCCUUGUCUCCAAUGGCACGGAAGGAGCGAGUUCAGGCGGCUGUGCGGCCUAUAAGCCGCCGUCGCCGGGCGAAAGGGCGUACCUGCUGGACCCUGUAACGUCCAUGGGUAUCACAUUCAGCAGACGGGAGCUGCUGGAAGCUCAGCGGAAAGACCCAUUUUGUCAGCAAAUCGCUGACGAGCUCGAAAAAGAGCACAGCUCCGAAAGGGAGCGAGGAGGCAACGCCGAUGGGCGCAAAUUGACAGCUGGUAUUGCUGUUGGCGCCGGGUGCGACGCAGCUGGUAUUGCUGCAGGCACGUUGGAUUCGUAUCUGCUGGAUGCUGAUGGAGUGCUCCUGCGCUAUAUCCCAUCUGAAGAGGCUCCUAAUGAGUCCUUUAAGGUGGUGAUACCCCGCAGUCUACGGAGGGCCACGUUGAGCUAUUUCCAUGACUCGCGGUUGGCCGGACACGCGAGUGGCCGUAAGACUUAUAUUAAGUUGAGCCGCUCCGCAACCUGGCCAGGCAUGAAGCGUGAUGUACUUCAUUAUUCUCGCUCGUGCCGCGUGUGUCAGACUGUGAAGCCCCGUGGUGGCAAACCCCCCGGCCUCAUGCAGCCGAUCGACAGCCAGCUACCCUGGCAAAUCGCGGCCUGUGACGUUAUGGGACCUUUCCCAAGAAGCCGGCAAGGUCACACAUUCCUACUGGCCGUCACAGAUCAUUUCACGAAGUGGGUGGAACUAUUUCCCCUUCGGAAGCUAACGGCACGCGUCAUAUGGGACAAGUUGCUCGAGGUAUUCACCCGCUUUGGCUUUCCGGCGGAGUUGAUCACUGACAACGCGUCCUAUUUCACGGCCAAGGUGUUCGUCGAUGUCUGUGCAGCCUUUGGCAUAAAGCACCGCAAAACAACGACUUAUCAACCUCAGGCCAAUCCCACCGAGCGGAUGAACCGAAAUGUGAAGCCCUUGCUCGCGGCCUUUGCCCAGCAACACAGGGACUGGGACGCCUGUCUCCGCGAGAUAGGUUUCUCUUUGCGCACAUCGGUGAACCGUUCGACUGGGUACACGCCCGCUUUCCUCAAUUUCGGGAGAGAGCUGCCAAACCCUAUGGAUCGCGUUCUGCGAACCGGCAGCGGGGCGAGCGCCGUUGCGUCGGGUCUCUCCGACUACGCGGUGCAAGUGCGCGCUAGGAUGAGCGAGGCCCUUUCUCAUGCCCGCACCAACCUGGCGAAAGCACACGCUGGACAAAAAGCACAAUACGACCGGUCGCAUAGAGAGGUACAUUAUCAAGUAGGUGACCUCGUCCUCAGGCGCAAUCAUGUGCUGAGUGACGCAACAAAGGGCAUCUCAGCCUCUCUGUCGGCCAAGUGGUCGGGCCCAUACCGAGUGGAGACCAAAAUGUCGCCUCUUGUGUAUAAGCUGGUGGACUCAAACGGUAGACCAUCCGGCGGUCCAGUGAACGUUUCUGACCUCAAACCUUUCGUUGCCAGAAGCAGCAACUGGGAAGAGGAAGAGACACAGCAAGCGCAACCGAGCAAGACGGCGGAUCUCAAUCCGCGCACUCGCCGGUAUAACUUGCGAAAACGCUCUUAG
This is a messenger RNA of Dermacentor andersoni, 2673 nucleotides long. The record is from RefSeq and is a predicted model, not a curated record. Lineage: Eukaryota; Metazoa; Arthropoda; Arachnida; Ixodida; Ixodidae.